Messenger RNA from Myodes glareolus (Bank vole), 6598 nucleotides. NCBI's taxonomy places the organism in Eukaryota, Metazoa, Chordata, Mammalia, Rodentia, Cricetidae. The record is from RefSeq and is a predicted model, not a curated record.
GGCCACUUGGAGCAGCUCUGCCGCGGGGACUGCACUGUCCGCCCUGCCAGACCCGCCCCGACUGGGGUUCGCCGUCACCAGCAGUCACAGCACUGCGACCUCGGGCCCUACGUCGGCUAUGGCUGCGUCCUGGGACUAAGUCCGCAGGUUGUGUGACUGAGAUUGCCAAAGAGAGAGAGACUGAUAGAAGAAGAGAAGAAGGAGGGGCGGGCUCCUGGCAAGGCGUUCGCUCCUGAACAGAGUCCUGCAAAGAUGGAGAAGGAGGAGGAGACAACUCGGGAGCUGCUGCUGCCUAACUGGCAGGGCAGCGGCUCCCAUGGACUGACCAUUGCCCAGAGGGAUGAUGGAGUCUUUGUUCAGGAAGUGAUGCAGAACUCCCCUGCGGCCCGCACUGGGGUGGUCAAAGAGGGGGACCAGAUUGUGGGUGCCACCAUCUACUUUGACAACCUGCAGUCUGGUGAGGUGACCCAGCUACUGAACACCAUGGGGCACCACACUGUUGGCUUGAAGUUGCACCGAAAGGGGGACCGUUCCCCUGAGCCUGGACAGACCUGGACCCAUGAAGUCUUCAGCUCCCGUAGCUCCGAGGUGGUUCUGAGCGGGGGUGAUGAGGAGUACCAGCGCAUCUACACCACAAAGAUCAAGCCACGACUGAAGUCGGAGGAUGGAGUAGAAGGGGACCUUGGGGAGACCCAGAGCCGUACCAUCACGGUGACCAGAAGGGUCACAGCCUACACUGUGGAUGUGACUGGUCGGGAAGGAGUGAAGGACAUCGACAUCAGCAGCCCUGAGUUCAUGAUCAAGAUACCAAAGCAUGAAGUGACUGAAAUCUCCAACACAGAUGUAGAAAUCCAGUCUGGAAAGACGGUGAUCAGACUGCCCUCAGGAUCGGGGGCAGUUUCUCCAACCCCUGGCUCUGCCAUGGAUAUCCGGGCAGGUGCCAUUUCUGCUUCAGGACCGGAGCUCGAAGGUGCUGGCCAAUCAAAAUUCCAGGUCACCGUACCUGGGAUAAAGGUGGGAAGUCCCGGCGUCAAUGUCAGUGCAAAAGGCUUGGACUUGGGUGGCAAAGGAGGGAUCCAAGUUCCAGGAGUAGAUGUUUCGUCUUCUCUUGGGGCUGGCUCAGUAGAGGUACAGGGUCCUUCCCUCCAGAGUGGUGAUACUGGGAAAAUUAAAAUUCCAACCAUGAAGAUGCCAAAAUUUGGUGUCUCAGCAGGCCCGGAGGGCCAGAUACCAGAGGCAGGGCUGAGUGUUUCUGCACCUGAAUUCUCUGUGGGGCAUAAAGGUGACAAGUCAGGUUUGACCAUCAGUGGGGACAUUCAGGCCCCUCACUUGGAAGUCAGUGCCCCCUCUGUCAAUAUUGAGGGCCUUGGGGGGAAGCUGAAGGGUCCCCAAAUCACUGGGCCAUCACUCGAAAGUGACUUAGGUCUGAAAGGUACCAAGCUGCAGGGGAACAUAGGAAUGGAUGCCUCUGCUUCCAAAAUUGAGGGCAGCAUCACUGGUCCCAGUGUGGAAGUUGGAACCCCUGAUGUCGAUGUUCCUGGGCUAGGAGGCAAACUGAAUUUGCCCAAGAUGAAAGUCCCUAAAUUCUCGGCAUCAGGUUCAAAGGGAGAGGGAGUUGGCAUUGAUGUGACAGUGCCCACCGGUGAAGUGACCCUUCCUGGGGUCUCUGGGGAUGUUAGUCAGCCUGCGAUUGCUACUGGUGGGCUAGAAGGGAAGAUGAAGGGUGCUAAAGUCAAGACACCUGAGAUGAUUGUUCAGAAACCUAAAAUCUCCAUGCAGGAUGUGGAUCUGAGUCUUGGGUCUUCUAAACUGAAAGGCGAUAUGAAGGUGUCUGCUCCUGAGGUCAAAGGUGAUGUUAAAGGCCCUCAUGUGGCAGUCAAAGGCCCCAAAGUGGACAUAGAGACACCAAACUUAGAGGGGACCUUGACAGGUCCCAAACUCAGCAGCCCUUCUGGAAAAAUAGGGGCCUGUAGGAUAUCAAUGGCAGAUGUAGACCUAAAUGUAGCUGCACCUAAAGGGAAAGGAGGUGUAGAUGUUGUGCUACCCAAAGUAGAAGGGAAAAUCAAAGUCCCUGAACUUGAUGUCCAAGGCCCCAAAAUGGAUAUUAGUGCCCCAGAUGUGGAAGUGCAUGGGCCAGAAUGGAACUUGAAAAUGCCCAAGAUGAAGAUGCCCAAGUUCAGUGUCCCAGGGGUCAAAGGAGAAGGCCCAGAUGUAGAUGUGGCUCUACCCAAAGGAGACAUCAGUAUUUCAGGGUCUAAGGUCAACAUAGAAACCCCAAGUGCCAACAUGGAAAGUCUAGGGGGCAAACUUAAAGGUCCUGAUAUUCAUCUGCCUGAAGUGAGUGUCAAGACUCCAAAGGUUUCGAUACCUGAUGUCGAUCUGCACAUCAAAGGCGCAAAGGUGAAGGGAGAGUGUGAUGUCACAACACCAAAGCUUGAGGGAGACCUGAAAGGCCUCCAAGUGGACACUGCUGCCCCAGAAGUGAAUGUUCAUGGCCCAGACCUGAAGAUACCCAAGAUGAAGAUGCCCAAAUUCAGUGUGCCAGGGUUCAAAGCAGAGGGCCCAGAAGUGGAUGUGAACCUGCCCAAGGCUGACAUUGAUGUCUCAGGACCCAAGGUGGACAUUGAUGUUCCAGAUGUGAAUAUUGAAGGACCUGAUGCAAAACUGAAGGGUCCUAAAUUCAAGAUGCCUGAGAUUGGCAUCAAGGCUCCUAAAAUCUCUAUGCCCGAUGUGGAUCUUGAGUUAAAAGGACCCAAGGUAAAAGGAGACUUUGAUGUGUCCGUUCCCAAGAUUGAAGGUAGUCUCAAAGGACCCGAAGUAGACCUGAAAGGUCCAGGUCUAGAUUUUGAAGGCCCUGAUGCUAAACUUAGUGGCCCUAAGUUGAAGAUGCCAUCACUGGAUAUAUCUGCUCCUAAAGUAACUGGGCCUGAUGUUAAUGUGCACCUCAAGACACCAAAAAUUGGUGUUUCUGGGCCUAAGUUAGGAGGUGGUGAAGUGGACCUUAAGGGACCCAAAGUUGAUUUAGAAACUCCAAGUUUAGAUGUCCGCAUGGAGAGCCCAGAUAUUAAUAUCGAGGGCCCAGAUGUUAAAGUUCCAAAGUUUAAGAAACCCAAGUUUGGAUUUGGUGCAAAAAGCGCUAAAGCUGACAUCAAGACACCCUCAGUUGAUGUGACUGUCCCUGAAGCAGAGCUGAGUGUUGAAAGCCCUGAUGUAAGCCUUGGUGGAAAGGGCAAGAAAAGCAAAUUUAAAAUGCCUAAAAUUCACAUGAGUGGUCCUAAAGUUAAAGCCAAAAAGCAGGGAUUUGAUCUGAACGUUCCCGGAGGUGAGAUUGAUGCCAGUCUGAAGGCUCCUGAUGUGGACAUCGGUGUUGCAGGGCCUGAUGCUGCAGUCAGAGUUGAUGUAAAGUCUCCGAAAGCCAAGAAAACCAUGUUUGGAAAAAUGUACUUCCCAGAUGUAGAAUUUGACAUCAAGUCACCUAAAUUUAAAGCAGAGGCUUCCCUACCUAGCCCUAAGUUGGAGGGUGACAUCAAGGUACCGGAUCUGGAUGUUUCUUCACCAGGGGUUAAUGUGGAAGCUCCUGACGUCCAUGUGAAGACUCCCAAGUUCAAGAUGCCAGGUGUGGAUGUCUCAGGGCCAAAGUUAGAGGGCAACUUGAAAGGUCCUAAGGUGCAGGCAAACUUGGACACACCUAACAUCAACAUCGGAGGCCCUGAUGCCAAAAUCAAAGCACCCUCAUUCAGUGUGUCUGCUCCUCAAGUCUCUAUACCUGAUGUGAAUGUUAAACUGACAGGGCCAAAGAUAAAGGGUGAUGUCCCCAGUGUGGGUCUGGAAGGACCUGAUGUUGAUUUGCAAGGUCCAGAAGGAAAAAUCAAGUUCCCCAAGUUUUCACUGCCCAAGAUCAGUGCCCCUGGUCUUGAAGGAAGCUUGAGCACAUCAGAUGUUAAGUUUGAAGGGCCUGAUAUAUCUCUUAAAGGCCCAGGAGUGGACUUGUCUUCGGUGGACCUCUCUGUGCCAAAAAUUUCUGGGCCUGAUCUUGACCUGAACUUGAAAGGACCAAGUCUGAAGGGAGACCUGGAUGCAUCCAGUCCCAGCAUGAAGUUGCACGCCCCAGGUCUUGACCUCAAAGGUGUUGGUGGAAAAGUACAGAUAGGAGGAGAUGGUGUGAAAAUCCCAGGGAUUGAUGCCACAACAGCACUUAAUGUGGGGGCACCAGAUGUGACACUGAAGGGACCAAGCCUACAGGGAGAUCUGACCAUGUCUGGGGACAUCAAGUGCCCUAAAAUAUCUGUGGGUGCUCCGGAUCUCAGCUUGGAGGCCUCAGAAGGUAGCGUCAAAUUUCCUCACAUGAAGCUGCCUCAGUUUGGCAUCUCUGCUCCAGGGUCUGACUUGGACAUUAACAUCAAGGGGCCACAAGUUUGUGGAGAACUGAAGGAGCCAGGGAUGGACGUGAACCUGAAGGGGCCCCAGAUCUCAGCACCAAGCAUGGACUUUAACUUGGAAGGACCAAAAGUGAAGGGGAGCCUUGGGGCCACUGGAGAAUUGAAAGGCCCAGCAGUUGGGGGAAGCCUUCCAGGCAUCAGUGUUCAGGGCCUAGAAGGAAAUCUCCAAAUGCCUGGAAUUAAGGCUUCUGGGUGUGAUGUGCAACUCCCAACGGGGCAGCUUUCUGGUCCUGAAAUUAAAGGAGAUCUGAAAGGUCCAGGAAUAGGUCUCCAUGGGGCUGCCCCUGAUAUCAGUGUCAAGGGGCCUUCCUUUAACAUGGCAUCUUCAGAGUCAGAUUUUGGUGUCAGCUUGAAGGGCCCCAAAGUCAAAGGAGGUGUAGAUGUUUCAGGGGGUGUCAGUGUCCCAGAUAUCAACCUGGGUGAAGGGCAUAUGAGUGUCAAAGACUCCGGGGUUGAGUGGAAGGGACCCCAAGUCUCCUCCUCUCUAAACCUGGAUACAUCUAAACUUGCUGGGAACCUUCAUUUCUCAGGACCAAAGAUAGAAGGAGGUGUAAAAGGAGGCCAGACAGGACUCCAGGGUCCCGGGCUGAGUGUAUCUGGGCCUCAAGGUCACUUGGAAAGUGGAUCUGGAAAAGUAACAUUCCCCAAGAUGAAGAUCCCCAAAUUUGCCUUCUCUGGCCGUGAGCUUGUUGGCAGAGAAGUAGGGGUGGAUGUCAACUUCCCUAAAGUAGAGGCCAAUGUGCAGGCUGGUGCAGGAGAAGACGAAUGGGAAGAGUCGGAAGUAAAACUUAAAAAAUCCAAAAUCAAAAUGCCCAAGUUUAAUUUUUCCAAACCUAAAGGGAAAGGUGGUGUCACCGGCUCACCAGAAGCAUCCAUUUCUGGGUCCAAAGGGGACCUGAAGAGCUCAAAGGCCAGCUUGGGCUCUCUGGAAGGAGAAGCAGAUGCUGAAGCAUCGUCACCAAAAGGCAAAUUCUCGCUGUUUAAAAGUAAGAAGCCAAGACACCGCUCCAACUCCUUCAGCGAUGAGAGGGAGUUCUCGGCGCCUUCCACCCCAACUGGGACUUUGGAGUAUGCAGGUGGAGAAGUUAAAAGCAAACAUGGGAAGCUGAAAUUUGGUACCUUCGGUGGGUUGGGGUCAAAGAGCAAAGGUCAUUAUGAGGUGACUGGGAGUGAUGAUGAGGCAGCUAAGUUACAGGGGAGUGGAGUGUCUUUGGCCUCAAAGAAGUCCCGGCUGUCUUCCUCUUCUAGCAAUGACAGUGGGACGAAGGUUGGCAUCCAGCUUCCUGAGGUAGAACUCUCAAUUUCCACAAAGAAAGAGUAGUGGGCCUUGUAUGUGUGUACAUAUAUAUAAAUACAUCAGCCUUGGGUGUGUUUGUAUAUAAACUCCAAAGAGAAACACCCCAACAGCCUCAGCAAUAAUGCAAAGACCUUGCCUCUCCCAGUGGCAAGUGCUGACAAACCAAGUGCCUCUAGGCUCCUGGGACUCUGCAGCUAGGUAAAGAGUUCUAAGUUCAUCUGGCCCAUGUGCAAAGUCAACAGUAUUUGCCUUAAGAUUUUAGUUUUUUUGGUUUAUUAUUAUUAUUUUUUUUUGCAUUGAACGCUGAGAGCUCGUGUUUACUAAGCAAGCUUUUGUGUUUAUCCUUAUUUUUACUGAACAUUGUUAGUACCUGGGUAAUGGAAACCCACUUUCUUUUCAUUGUAAUGACUUUGGGGGCUUUUGUGAGUAAGGGAAGGUGGGAUAAAAGGUGGCAGAGGGGGCCAGGUCGCCAUUGCUCUGAAGGUUGGAUAUGUACAAAUGGCAACACCCUGGCAUGGCUCAGAGGAGGUGGCAGCCAGGGGGUGGGUGUUUCUCAAUUCUGUAGCAUGACUUUUAAUCCCUAGGUGUGUUAGUCCCAGCCUAGUUUGGUGCUCAAGGUGAGAGGGGGAUUUAAAUCUGUUUGCAACUUGUCCAACCCACCAGGUCAGUGUGAGGGGCUUCCAUUCUGGGUUUGGUAAGAAAAGUGUUCAUUCGUGACUGCCGUGUUCUGAGAAAAGUUCUGAUUCCUUUUAACAAAUGUCAUCAUGAUUAAGGACAUGUCUGGCACUUUAAUGGGAAAUUAAUUGAGAAUGUAAGAAAGUUGAUGCUGUACAAGGCAAAUAAAACCAUUCAUUAACCCUGA